CAGCUAGCCAGUGGUUCCAGGCUUGGGUCCCCAGGGCAAGCUCAGAGCAAGGACUUAAUGCUGGUCAGGACCCGGCUGGGCAGCCCGUCACUCCCCUCUGGCCCUCGUAGGUGCCAAGAGCUGGCUUGCUGCUCCUCUCAGCUGCCCACCAUGGCCCGGGGGCUGCCCAGCACUGCCAGCCUGGUGCGCUUCUGCCAGAAGCUGAACCGGCUGAAACCACUGGAGGAGUCCACCAUGGAGACAUCGCUGCGGCGCUGCCUGAGCACGCUGGACCUGACCCUGCUGGGUGUGGGUGGCAUGGUGGGCUCGGGCCUCUACGUGCUCACGGGCACCGUGGCCAAGGAGCUGGCUGGCCCUGCAGUGCUUGUGUCCUUCGGCGUGGCCGCCAUGGCCUCCCUGCUGGGAGCCCUAUGCUAUCCAGAGUUAGUGGCACUUGUGCCCGGCCAGGGCUUUGCCUACCUGUUCACCUGCGUGUCCAUGGGUGAGCUGUGGGCCUUUCUCAUCGGCUGGAAUGUGCUCCUAGAGUACCUCAUUGGUGGAGCUGCUGUGGCCCGCGCCUGGAGCGCCUAUCUGGAUGCCAUCUUCAGCCACAGCAUCCGCAACUUCACUGAAACCCAUGUGGGCAUCUGGCAGGUGCCCUUCCUGGCCCACUACCCAGAUUUCCUAGCUGCUGGUGUCCUACUUUUGGCCGCAACAUUUGUCUCCUGUGGAGCCCGCAUCUCUUCCUGGCUCAACCACACCCUCUCUGCCAUCAGCCUGGUCGUCAUCCUCUUCAUCAUCAUCCUGGGGUUUGUCCUGGCCCGCCCGCACAACUGGAGCUCUGAGGAGGGUGGCUUUGCGCCCUUUGGCUUCUCCGGCAUCAUGGCUGGCACCGCCACCUGCUUCUUCGCCUUCGUGGGCUUUGAUGUCAUUGCCGCCUCCAGUGAGGAGGCCCAGAACCCAAAGCGAGCUGUGCCUAUGGCCAUCGCCAUCUCGCUUGGCCUGGUGGCUGGUGCCUACAUCCUCGUCUCCACUGUGCUCACCCUCAUGGUGCCCUGGCACAGCCUGGACCCGGACUCAGCACUUGCUGAUGCCUUCUACCGGCGGGGCUAUAGCUGGGCGGGCUUCAUCGUGGCAGCUGGCUCCAUCUGCGCCAUGAACACUGUCCUGCUCAGCAGCCUCUUCUCCCUGCCACGCAUCGUCUAUGCCAUGGCUGCCGAUGGGCUCAUCUUCCAAGUGUUUGCCCAUGUGCAUCCCCGGACGCAGGUGCCCGUGGUGGGCAUCCUGGUGUUUGGGAUCCUCAUGGCUUUCCUGGCGCUGCUGCUGGACCUCGAGGCACUGGUCCAGUUCCUGUCCAUCGGCACACUGCUGGCCUACACCUUUGUGGCCACCAGCAUUAUUGUGCUACGCUUCCAAAAGGCCCCUCCAUCCAGUUCCCCGGGUCCAGCCAGCCUUGGCCCCGUGGCCAAGGAGUACGACUCCUUCUCAGACCACAUACAGCUGGUGGGCACACAGCAGGCCUCAGCCCCUGAGCCUGGGCAGCUGCGACCAGCCCUGAGGCCCUACCUCGGCUUCCUGGGUGGGUGCAAACCUGGAGCCGCCGUGGCUUGGGCACUCGGUGUCCUGGUGGCCUCGGCCAUCACCCUGAGCUGUGUGCUGAUCUUCGGGGGCUCGCCCCUGCACCUCCCGCUCUGGGGCUACACCCUGCUGCUCCUGCUCAGCUCCGUCAUGUUUCUGCUCAGUCUCCUCGUCCUGGGGGCCCACCAGCAACAGCGCCGGCAGGACACCUUUCAGAUUCCCAUGGUGCCCGUGACUCCAGCCCUGAGCAUCCUCCUCAACAUCUUCCUCAUGCUGAAGCUGAGCUCCCUGACCUGGCUGCGCUUCUCCGUCUGGCUGCUGAUCGGCCAUGCUUCGUCUCCCAUAGACGCCUCCCCCUCCCCAUUCCUGCCUGGAAGGACCACACAGGAAGCUGCUGGCUCUGGCAGCUUUACUCCUCGGCUCUCUGCAGCCCUGACCUCAGCUUUCUCUGGGCCCCAAGGACAACCAGGUACCCGUGACCCCGCUCCAAUGACCAGGCUCAGGGCUGUGUUCUCUCACCCUGGCCCUUCUGAACCCGCCUCCCACGGACACGGCUCUGGGGAUUGAGAGGAGCAGGGACCCCAAGGCUUUGCUGGGGCUCCAGGUGCCAGAUGAUUCCAGAUGCUGCCCAGCCUGGGCCCCAGCCCUGGCCCUCCCCAACCUGGUCCAUGUCCCUCCACCAGCAAGCUGGCAGCAUGCCCCUGGUCACCAGGGACCCAUGAGAAGGCAGCCCCUUGUCUCCCUGGGGUGGGUAUCCCCAAAUUCCUGCCCCUCCCUGGGACCAAGAGAGGGCUUGGCUCCUGCAGCCCCGUUCCUCCCCUCCUGACCGUGGGCCAGGGAGCACAGAGAAAUUCUCCAGCAGGCAGGACUCAGGGCCCCAGGAAGAUUCCAGAGGCAGGACCAGGCCAGCCUGCUGGGGGCUUCCAUGUCCUCUGUUAGGGACAUUCUCUCCACCCCCUGGGCUCCACCUGGGGUCUUGGUCAGAGCGUGGUCCUCAUGCAGUUGCCUCAGGCUGGGGUGGGCAGCGGCCCAGACACGUUCUCAGGUGUGACCUUGGGCAGCAGUGACAGAUGUGU
Ceratotherium simum simum (southern white rhinoceros) is the source of this 2633-nucleotide messenger RNA. The record is from RefSeq and is a predicted model, not a curated record. NCBI's taxonomy places the organism in Eukaryota, Metazoa, Chordata, Mammalia, Perissodactyla, Rhinocerotidae.